Molecule: messenger RNA, 2153 nt
Organism: Clupea harengus (Atlantic herring)
Lineage: Eukaryota; Metazoa; Chordata; Actinopteri; Clupeiformes; Clupeidae
Product: flavin-containing monooxygenase 5-like
Molecular function (GO): NADP binding; flavin adenine dinucleotide binding; N,N-dimethylaniline monooxygenase activity
Source: RefSeq, a predicted model, not a curated record
CUUUAAUCAAUGCAAUCAAUCUUUGGAAAUGAUUAAAAAGAUAUAUUGCAGCUGGACCUAGUAUAAAAGACGGCAUGAAGAGGAGCUCUUCCUCUUUGAUCGACACGAGCACUACCAUUAACUGGAAGGUAGCAUGGUGCGCACGGUGGCAGUGAUCGGGGCUGGUCCCUCUGGGCUGGCCUGCAUUAAGAGCUGCCUGGAUGAGGGGCUGGAGCCCACCUGCUUCGAGAGCAGCGAUGACAUGGGAGGCCUGUGGAAGUUCAAGGAAGUGUCUGAGCCAAACAGAGCCAGCAUCUACCGCUCCCUGACCAUCAACAUCUCCAAGGAGAUGAUGUGCUACAGCGACUUCCCCAUCCCAGGCAACUACCCCAACUACAUGCACCAUUCCAAAAUCCUGAAGUACUUCCGCCUCUAUGCCGAGCACUUCAAGCUUAUCCAGCGCAUUCGCUUCCAGACCUCCGUGCGCAGUGUGAGGCAGAGGCCUGACUUCACUCAUUCAGGUCAGUGGGAGGUGGUGACCGAGAACAAGGACGGUCAGGAGGAGAGACACGUCUUUGAUGCAGUGAUGGUCUGUUCUGGUCACUACACCUACCCCCACAUCCCCCUGCAAGACUUUCCAGGUAUUGAGUCGUUUCAGGGCAAAUACUUCCACAGCUGGGACUACAAAGGCCCAGAGGAUUUGGCGGGGAAAAGGAUUGUGGUGAUUGGGAUCGGUAACUCUGGGGGAGACAUUGCAGCGGAGUCCAGCAGAGUGGCUGAACAGGUGUAUGUCAGCACCCGUCGUGGGGCCUGGAUGAUCCGGCAGGUGUCUGAUAACGGAAUGCCUGUGGACAUGACGUACAACACACGCUUCGUCCACAUCCUCUUCCAGCUAGUGCCCAUGAGGUUCUUGAACUGGUUCGGUGAGAAGAAGCUGAACGCCAUGUAUGACCACACCAUGUAUGCACUGAAGCCAAAGCACAGACUAUUCAGUCAGAUCCCUGUCAUCAAUGAUGACCUGCCCCUUAAGAUCCUGUCCGGGGCUGUGGUCGUGAAACCCAAUGUGAAGGAGGUCCGUGGCUCCUCAGUAUUGUUUGAGGAUGGCACUGAGGUUGAGAAUGUGGAUGUGAUCGUGUUUGCCACAGGCUACGGCUACGACUUCCCCUUCCUGCCUGGAUCUAUCAAGAAGAAGACAGGCCACAGGAUAGGCCUGUACAAGCACGUGUUCCCCCCCAGCCUGGAGCACCCUACACUGGCUGUGGUGGGCUUCAUCCACGCCCUGGGGGCCAUCAUGCCCCAGGCUGAAAUGCAGUCUCGCUGGGUCACACAGGUCUUCAAAGGGCUAAAGAAGCUUCCCAAUAGCCAGGCAAUGAUGAAAGCUGUGCUAAAUGACACCAAGGACAUUGACAAAAACUACAUCUGCUCCAAGCAGACCCCACUACAGGUGGACUUUGUCUCCUACAUGGACGAAAUCGCUGGAAUGAUUGGGGCGAGACCCAGUUUGCCCUGGCUCUUCUUCACCGACUACCCCCUGUUUAAAAGGGUUCUGUGGGGCCCAGUAACCUGUUACCAGUACCGCAUAAUGGGCCCAGGGAAGUGGUCUGGUGCCCGCCAUGCCAUCUUCACCCAGUUCGACCGCAUGUACCAGCCCCUGAAGACCAGGCCCCUGGAUGAGUCCAACGAGAGGUCCCUGGCUGGCCGCUUGUUCAAACUGAGCCUGGUCAGCCUGGUUGGAGCCUCAGCAGUCUACUACCUCCACCAUCACCCACCCGCAUCGUUCGACAAACUCAUUUCAGUGGUCAUCCCUCAGAAGAUCUGAGCUCACAGCCAUUAAAUAAAACUUGACAAAAAUGUGGGUCACCAGCUAAAAACAAAUUGCUAGUAACGUCUAGUGCACAGACCAAAUUAUUGUAUUUUGGCUAACCAAGUCCACCUAGUUUGAGGAACAAUACUGCCUUGCAGUUUUUAAUGUAAUUAAAUCAGAGACCUCUGAUGCUAUGUCAAAUGUAUACAUCAGAAAGACAGUAGAGUAUUCUUCAGGUAUGUUUGGCAAGAUUUCUCAAAACAUGUGCAAUUUGAACUGAUCACUGUUUUGGUGAGCUAUGCUCAGAGCAUUAUAUUAAUAUUUUAAUUAUCCAGUUGUCUUGUGACAAAUAAAAAUCUAAUUAAAAAGA